AGGGGCCCUGAACAGAAGCCCAGGGCCACGCUCGCAGCCACGGCUGCAUAGGGCUGGGAGGUGCGGGAGUUCGGGCGGAGGCCCGGGCAGGGUUGGGCCAGGCGCGUGGGAGCCAGGAGGGGGUUAACGCUAACCCCUCCCCCCGGGCUGACAUCACGGGAGAGCGGGUGAGAGGCUGGAUCGGCGAGUGAGAGAAAGAGAGGGAGAGCAGCGAGCGCGGCUCGCCUCGGCGCCCGGGAAGCUCCACAUUGUUGCGGAUCGCCCGCACCGGGCGCAGCGGCGGCGGUGGGGACUCGUGGCGCACCCGGCUUUCUCCCUACGCUCCUCCAAGACCGCGCAGCCCCGAGCCUCGCGGGCAGCUGGCCGCCGUAGCCGCACACCACAGCCUGGGCCCCGAGCCCUCCGCACCGCCCGGCCACCCUCGGAGAACGGCCGGCCAUGGACGCCUGCAAGUUGGAGACGAGCGGGAGGGUGUGAACGAGCCCAGGGCCGGGAGCCUGCGCCUCGCUAGCCCGGCAGCCGGGCGCGCCGGGGGUGGGUCCCUCUCCCCAGCCGGCUCUGCGUGGAAGAAGAGGGCGGGGACCGGGUCGAGGAGGAGAGCAGAGGAGGCGAAGGGGGCAUGACUCGUGCAACUUGCGGCGGGCAUCUGCCGAGGCUCUGAGCCGGCGGCAGCCCCGGGCCGGGAUUGCGGCCGCGCGGAUCCCACCCAGCCCACCCCGCCCCGGCCGACGGCUGCGGCUGACCUGGAUCCUCCGAGCGCUUGCCGGGCACCAGCGAUCCGCCCUCGUCUUCCAGGCUGGUUUCUGGAGCGCGAGGAGCGCCCUCCUGGCCGCCCCUUUCGCCGGACCCCCGCCCCCCGAUGGCUCGGAUGGGGCUUGCGGGCGCCGCUGGACGCUGGUGGGGACUCGCUCUCGGUUUGACCGCCUUCUUCCUCCCAGGCACUCACGCGCAGGUGGUGCAGGUGAACGACUCCAUGUAUGGCUUCAUCGGCACAGACGUGGUACUGCACUGCAGUUUUGCCAACCCACUGCCCAGUGUGAAGAUCACCCAGGUCACAUGGCAGAAGGCCACCAACGGCUCCAAGCAGAACAUGGCCAUCUAUAACCCAACGAUGGGCGUUUCUGUGCUGCCUCCCUACGAGAAACGAGUGGAGUUCCUGCGACCCUCCUUCAUCGAUGGCACCAUCCGCCUCUCCCACCUAGAGCUGGAGGACGAGGGCAUGUACAUCUGUGAAUUUGCCACUUUCCCUACAGGCAACCGUGAGAGCCAGCUCAAUCUCACUGUGAUGGCCAAACCCACCAACUGGAUUGAGGGCACCCAGGCAGUGCUCCGAGCCAGGAAGGGACAAGAUGACAAGGUCCUGGUGGCCACCUGCACCUCAGCCAAUGGGAAGCCUCCUAGUGUGGUGUCCUGGGAAACACGGCUAAAAGGCGAGGCCGAGUACCAGGAAAUUCGGAACCCCAAUGGUACAGUGACAGUCAUCAGCCGUUACCGCUUGGUGCCCAGCAGGGAAGCCCACCGGAAGUCCCUGGCCUGCAUCGUCAACUAUCACUUGGACCGCUUCAGGGAGAGCCUUACACUCAACGUGCAGUAUGAACCUGAGGUGACCAUUGAGGGCUUUGACGGCAACUGGUACCUGCAGCGGACAGACGUGAAGCUUACGUGCAAAGCAGAUGCCAACCCUCCAGCCACUGAGUACCACUGGACCACGUUGAAUGGCUCUCUCCCCAAAGGUGUGGAGGCCCAGAACAGAACCCUCUUCUUCCGGGGUCCCAUCAACUACAGCCUAGCAGGAACCUACAUCUGUGAGGCCACCAACCCCAUUGGUACCCGCUCAGGCCAGGUGGAGGUCAAUAUCACAGAAUUCCCCUACACCCCGUCUCCUGAACACGGGCGGCGCGCGGGGCAGAUGCCCACGGCCAUCAUUGGGGGCGUGGCAGGAAGUGUCCUGCUGGUGCUGAUUGUGGUUGGAGGGAUCGUGGUGGCCCUGCGCCGGCGCCGGCACACCUUCAAGGGUGACUACAGCACCAAGAAGCAUGUAUAUGGCAACGGCUACAGCAAGGCAGGAAUCCCCCAGCAUCACCCGCCCAUGGCACAGAACCUGCAGUACCCCGAUGACUCGGAUGAUGAAAAGAAGGCUGGUCCACUGGGUGGGAGCAGCUACGAGGAGGAAGAAGAGGAGGAGGGUGGUGGAGGAAGCGAACGCAAGGUGGGCGGCCCCCACCCCAAAUAUGACGAGGACGCCAAACGGCCCUACUUCACUGUGGAUGAGGCUGAGGCCCGUCAGGGCGGCUAUGGGGACCGGACUCUGGGCUACCAGUAUGACCCUGAACAGCUGGACUUAGCUGAGAACAUGGUUUCUCAGAACGACGGGUCUUUCAUUUCCAAGAAAGAGUGGUAUGUGUAGCCCCGCCUUCUGGAGCCUCUGUCUGUGCCCACUUCUCCUUGGCCCCUACCCGCACGCCCCCUGCCCACCCCCACAGCCCACCACUGCCCCAGGAGCUCGACAGAGACUUGACCAGCUGCCCUAAACCAGCCCCAAACUCCUGGGGAGCCAGGGGAGCUCAGGGCAGACCCCACUUGGCUUUGUUUUUGUUUUUGUUUUUAAAUUUCCUCCCUCACCAACCCUCCCCAAUGGUGUUGUGUUCGACCGUGGCUUUGGUGUUACCCUAUCUUUCCUUUAAGGACCCCUUCCACUGCCCUCUGUGUAGGGAGCCCUGUUCUUGUCUUGUGUACUUGGGCACCCCUCCAGGGUUUGGGGAGCCAGUCCUCUCCCACCCCCACCCCCAACACUGGAAUUUGUUUGUUUUCUUUAUUGGGGAUGGAGGGCAAAGGGAGCUUCAAGAUGAAGCCCACCCUCACCCCUACCCCAUAUGCUGCUCUUCUUCCCAGAGAGAAGUACCCCAAUCUCCCCCACUAAGCUGAUGCUACCAGUGCACCUAAGAGGUUUUUAGGUAUACACGGGAGUCUUGUCUGUGAAAUAAUGAUGCUGGGGCCCUGGGCAGUGUGUUUUCCUAGUGAGGGUGGUUUUACGUUUUCUUCCUUCUGACCUACAAAGUGGAGUUGGCCUAGCUCUCAUAUAUCCCUCCCGUUCAACCCCGAGUCCGUUCUCUACACAGUGGGUGACCCCAGGUGGGCUCUACCCUAUAUGCCUCUGCCAACACGUGCACACAUAUCCAUGCACACACCCCUGGGUCGAUGCCAAUCUCCCCCUCCC
Molecule: messenger RNA, 3217 nt
Organism: Acomys russatus (golden spiny mouse)
Lineage: Eukaryota; Metazoa; Chordata; Mammalia; Rodentia; Muridae
Gene: Nectin1
Product: nectin cell adhesion molecule 1
Exons: 6
Coding region: 860-2407 (515 amino acids)
Biological process (GO): homophilic cell-cell adhesion; protein localization to cell junction; heterophilic cell-cell adhesion
Cellular component (GO): adherens junction
Source: RefSeq, a predicted model, not a curated record